Molecule: messenger RNA, 495 nt
Organism: Ruditapes philippinarum (Manila clam)
Lineage: Eukaryota; Metazoa; Mollusca; Bivalvia; Venerida; Veneridae
Product: histone-lysine N-methyltransferase SETMAR-like
Exons: 1
Coding region: 1-495 (164 amino acids)
Molecular function (GO): nucleic acid binding
Source: RefSeq, a predicted model, not a curated record
AUGACUAGCACAAAGAAGGUUAUGUAUGCCAUGUUCUUUGGUAUACAUGGUGUAGUGACACAAGUUCCUAUUCCAAAAGGUCGUACCGUUACUGCAAAGUUUUACAAACGAAUAGUGUUAAACAAAGUUGACAAAUAUUAUCGCAAACGUCGUCCAAAUACUGGUAUGAUAGGUCUGUUUCUACUCCAGGACAACGCUACUCCACACAAGGCAUACAUUGUAAAGAAAUUCUUGGAGAGCAAACGUGUAACUGUGCUUAAUCACCCACCAUACUCGCCAGAUUUGGCACCCUGCGAUUUCUUCCUGUUUCCAAGAUUAAAGAAACACCUUCAGGGUCGCCGUUACAGCACCAGAAAUGGAAUUGGUUCAGCAUUACAUCAGUUGUGUAGGGGUAUACCUCAAGAAGACUAUAAAAAAGCAUUUCAAAAUUGGAUCAAACGUUUGAAACUCUGUAUUUUGUUCAAAGGAGAUUACUUUCAAGGUUUAAAAAAAUAA